GAAAAAUCUGGUUAGAAACAGACUUGAGCCCCCAGAUCCCACUUAACAAAGAUGCACCAUUUCUUGAAUUUCACAUCAAUCAUCUUGGUUCACAUUCACUUUGUGUUGGGAAGCUUCAAUUUGGAUCACACAGUCAGUUCCAAUGCAGCCUCCAAGAGACAAAGAAACCUUGAAAUAGCUGGAGAUACUAUCCAACAUCCAUCCAAGUUGCAGCAAAACACCAACUCAGUUGAUUCUCCGCUUGGUAAGAGUGCCCAUUUUCAUCCUCAAGAAUCCCCAAGCAUGGUGCUGCCAGAAAAAUCAACUUCUUUGGGUGCCUCCAUCCCCGAUGGCUUUAGAAAAGGAAGAAAACGACUAUCAGGUGAGGAAAUAGGUUUCCAGACCAAAGGUGAUAGUGAAAUUCAUUGGCAUACUUCAAAGAAACUCGGGGUGGAUCCAAAUUCAACUGGGGGUUCUCAUGUGAGAGCAGAAGGUGUAAAGAACUUCCCAGUUCCAUCAGAUCACAUAUUACACCAACAGGGACUCAAUGGUAAAUAUCUUUGA
Messenger RNA from Puccinia graminis f. sp. tritici CRL 75-36-700-3, 543 nucleotides. RefSeq lists its product as uncharacterized. The record is from RefSeq and is a predicted model, not a curated record. The transcript has 2 exons. Lineage: Eukaryota; Fungi; Basidiomycota; Pucciniomycetes; Pucciniales; Pucciniaceae. Bases 52 to 543 code for a protein of 163 amino acids.